CAUGGUACGUGCAGUGUAGCCAGCGUUCUCUUGUGUUGUCGUUUGUUUUUCACCUGCCCAUGUGUGUUACCUCGUGUUUAAAAGGCUUCUGGACCUGAGGUGUGUGACACAGCCUUUGUGUGCUCUAUGGCAAGAGUGAACCCGGUCGGAAUGUGUGAUACGCAGGACUACGACUUGUGUUCAAACUGCUAGCCACUUUUAGCUUUCUAAUCUCAGCUAGUAACGUAACGCUAGCUUUUAACCUUACCAAAUACGGUUAGUAAGAUAACUAGUUAAAUAGCUGGACAACUGCUGGUCUUGCUGUUUACUUGCCUGCCUGAGUAAACACUCUAGUCAGAAAAUAAUCCCACUAAGUUCCAGACGGGUCAGCUAAGGAAGAGCUUGGCGGACCUGGUGACCUUCCUUGACAGCUGGGUGUGUAUCUUCUUAACUUGAAUUUUGUGAAUGGACUAUAACUACACCUGGCCUGAGGACUGACAUGACCCGGUCUGUCAGUUGCGCAACAGCAGUACCGAGCAGGACCCGUUUUCAGCACUUAUAACUGGACGUUUAAUAGAGUUUAUGGUUGUGUGUUCACUUGCAAGAAUGACUCGCCGUUCAGUCAUGAACCUGGUGUGCCUGGGGAAUCGAGCUGUCAGCCUGCUGUAUGGAAACUCCCUUCGGCCCCUCCACACUUCAGUAUGCAACUCUUCAUCACAACCGAAAGCAGGAUUCAAACCGGAAAAAGUAGCAGUGGUCACAAAGACUACGCGAUAUGAGUUUGAACAGCAGCGGUAUCGCUAUGCAGGGCUGUCAGAAGAGGAUUUAAAACAGCUGCUUGCCAUGAAGGGCUCCAGCUACAGCGGCCUGCUGGAAAGACACAACAUCCACACUAACAAUGUAGAACACAUUGUGAAAAGUCUGCGGAGAGAAGGCAUCGACGUACGAGUCGUGAAGAGAGGAGAAUAUGAUGAAGAAGUGGUGCGAUGGGCUGAUGCCAUUAUCUCAGCUGGAGGUGAUGGGACAAUGCUACUUGUUGCCAGUAAGGUUUUAAGCAAGGACAAACCAGUAAUUGGAGUAAACACUGACCCUGAGAGGUCAGAAGGUCAUCUGUGCCUGCCUGUACGGUACACUCGUACCUUCCCAGAGGCACUGGAGAAACUCUGUCGUGGUGAGUUCAGGUGGCUUUGGCGUCAGAGGAUCCGUUUGCACUUGGAGGGCACGGGAAUCAAUCCCACGCCGGUGGACCUGCACGAACAGCAGCUGAGCCUGGAGCAGCACAGCCAAGCCCACCGCCUCACCACCAUGGACAGCCAGCGGAGUAUGACUCCCCCACCCAACAUGUGGACAGGAAGUCUACACGAGAGAUUCUCCAAGCCCAGUCUCCUACCUAUCAGAAGCCUGAAUGAAAUCUUCAUCGGAGAAUCGCUGUCGUCCAGGGUGAAGUUAAAAUCCUUCAAACACCAUGUUAACCUCUUGCUCCAUAGGGCUUCCUACUAUGAGAUCUCUGUGGAUGACGGCCCAUGGGAAAAGCAGAAGAGUUCAGGACUCAGCAUUUGCACAGGAACAGGAUCCAAAGCCUGGUCAUAUAACAUCAACAAACUUGCUGAACAAGCUGUGGAAGAGGUUUUAAGAAUUGGAAAGUCUCUAACAGGUCUUGAAAUCCCACUGAAUCGUGAAUUUAUAGAAAAAGUUACUGACGAAUACAAUGAGUCCCUGGUGUUCGGGCCGGACGACAGACGCUUGUUCUACAGCGUCAGGGAGCCCAUCGUCAACAGAGUGUUCUCCAGCAGUCGACAGAGAGGCUUCGCCAGCAAGGUGUGUGUCCGCUCUCGGUGUUGGGAUGCCUGCAUGGUGGUCGAUGGUGGGACUUCCUUCGAGUUCAACGACGGUGCCAUCGCUACGAUCAGCAUGAGUGACGAGGAUCAGCUCCGGACAGUGCUUCUAGAGAACUGAGAUGAGUCCAGAGCACAUGACACCUUACUGGUUUCUCUCACGCCAACACUGUUCAAAGGGAUGUGGUCAAAGGGAAGAACCAGAUUUUAGCUUGUAGCCUUUACAAGUGUUGGAUGUUUUUACACCUGACAAAAAGAUAUCAAUGUUACUGUUUUAUUAAAUGUGCAUUUUUCCAAAUCAGAUAUUUUCAAAUCAUACUUCCCAUUCCCAAGUCCUAACAGAAUGUAAUCCACGAGGUUCUAAUGACUAUAAUCCAUUUUGUAGAUACAAGCAGCCUUUUUGUGCGUACUUGCCACUAUUAACUGUACCAAAUCAACAGUGAGUGUCUAAGCUGAGGAGGACAGAGGAGCACACUGACUGUUCUAAACAAAAUCUGUUUUUCACAGUGGAUUUUGGAGACAUCUGUUAAAAUUGAUUCUUACCUUUGAUGAUGAUGAUGCAUGUCUGUCUGAAGAUCAGAUUGAAAUGGACAGCAGGCUGUGAUGUGCUUUCUCAUGUAACUACUGAUUCAUAUUUAUACACAUUUUUGUCAACAAAUCCCACGCUGACUCUUCUAUACACACACACACACACACACACAUAUUUGUUAUGGCUUGUUUAGUGACUAAAGAUAUUUUUGGAGCAUAGGGUAUAUUUUUUAUAGCUGUUUGAGUGGAUGCUAAAGAAAAGAGAAGUUGAAGUUAAAGUGCACUAAAAACAGAAUUUUGUGCUUGAAAGGGGGCAGUUUGCUCCAUGUUUUAGGUCAAAUAUCUGUCUUGUAACCCCCACAAGACAAGAAAAUUCAUUUUGUAAGCAGCAUGUGCCUGGGGCGGAAAUGCCCAAGAUUUCCACAGCACAAACAACUUAGUUCAAACUGAUGUUUUGUUUUUUUUUUGGGGGGGGGGGGGUUUGUGAAAUUUUAAAGAGGACACAGUUUUACCAACACAUUGGUGUAGUUGUAAUGAUUUAAAAUACUUAAUAAAAAUCAAGCAGGUCACUUGAAUACACUUGUAAUUCCACAUCCAUCUGUAAAAUGUUGGUUCACCUGGUAAUGCUUCCCUGCCCCUGACCUCUGAACCAGGAGGUUCUUUUUAGCGACUAGGUUAAAAAAAUUAUCAGGAAAUUGUAAUAUGCAGCGUGCCAAAGGUAUGGGAAUAAUAUGUCACUGUGUUAGGAUGUUUUUGUGUUAAUCAGAUAAAGUGGUAUG
Molecule: messenger RNA, 3121 nt
Organism: Toxotes jaculatrix (banded archerfish)
Lineage: Eukaryota; Metazoa; Chordata; Actinopteri; Toxotidae
Gene: nadk2
Product: NAD kinase 2, mitochondrial
Exons: 12
Coding region: 562-1935 (457 amino acids)
Biological process (GO): NAD+ metabolic process; NADP+ biosynthetic process
Cellular component (GO): mitochondrion
Molecular function (GO): NAD+ kinase activity
Source: RefSeq, a predicted model, not a curated record